CCCCUGCCCUGCCCUGCCUUGGGAAAGGGGGCCAACCCAGCGUCGCGCUCUUCGCCUCCUACCAGCUGACUUCAGCAGCAUGGACGCGGGCUCUGGCCCCAUUAGCUCCGCUCUCAACUUUCAAGAAGGUCCUUUCGGUUGCCCCAUUUGCCUAGACGCUCUGAAGGACCCGGUCACCACUCCUUGCGGCCACAAUUUCUGCUUGGAGUGCAUCGGGGCGCACAGGCAUCACCCCGGGGGCGUUACAGGAACCGGAGGACAAAGUGCCUCCCGCUGCCCCCUCUGCCAGGAACCCUUCCCAGCCGACCUCCCGCUCCGUAAGAACCACACCCUGGCAGAAUUGUUGCAGCUCCGACAGCCCGCGCCGAGCAGUCCGGGCCUGGCUAUGGCACCCGAGGAAACGUCGGAGCCGUGCGCUCCAGAGAACGGCGAUGCCCACAUCGAGGAGGUGCUGUGCGACUUCUGCACCGGCGGGGAGAGAGCUGAAGCGGCAAAAUCGUGCUUGGUGUGCUUGGCGUCCUUCUGCGCCCCCCACUUGCAGCCUCAUCUGAAAAGUCCGGCUUUCCAAAACCACCGGCUGGUUCCGCCCUUGCGGCACAUCGAGGAGAGCCUCUGUAAAUUGCACCUCAAGCCCUUGGAGAGCUUUUGCCGGACCGACCGCAGCUGCAUCUGCCAGCUCUGCCUGACCCAGGAGCAUCGGAGCCACGAAGUGGUGGCAGUGGAGGUGGAGCGGGAACACGUGGAGGCUCAGAGGCCCAAAAUCCUGAACAAUAUUGAAAAUCAGCUGGAUGAACUGGGAGCCACAAUAGCACAAAUGAAGAGGAUAGUGGACCUCAUCAAAGCUACUGCUCAGAAGGAGAAGGAAAAGGUCAGCAGUCUCCUUACCGAGGCCACCAAGGUCCUGGCAACCUUUAAGAAGGAAGUGCUUGGUUUCAUUGAGGUUGAUGAAAGAGCCAUGCUAGGCGGAGCGGAGGAGGAACUGCGGCAUAAAGAAAAUCGACAUGCCCUGCUGAUGGAACACAAGCGGAACCUGGAGAAAGUCCCCAGUACAGACACCAUCACUUUUCUCCAGGAAUUCCAGGCAUUAAAAAUAGCAGCUGAGGAAAAAAACCUUGCAUGUUCAAACUUCCCCAGAGAGCUGAGUUUUAUUAAAUCGAGUCAGGCCGUGUUUGCUGUGAAGGAGCUGCUGGGAAAUAUUUGCAAGAACCAAUGGGACCAACUGUCAGGGAAGGGUGAGAAUGGACCUUUUCUUCAUGGGAUACCAGAAGUGACAAUUGAACCGCAGGUUUCAGAAAGGAGCAUCAACCCUGCCAGUUUGGAAUCACGAGAUUAUUUUCUCAAAUCUGCAUUCAUCAUUGAUUUGGACAGUGAUACUGCUGACAAGUUCAUCCAACUCUUUGGGACCAAGGGGGCUAAGCGUGUGCUGAAUCCCAUUGCUUACCCUGAGACCUCAACCAGGUUUAUCAACUGUGAGCAAGUAUUGGGUGAGAAUCUUAUGAACCGUGGCAACUAUUACUGGGAAGUGGAGAUCAUAGAUGGUUGGGUGAGCAUUGGGGUCAUCACUGAAGAUUUCAAUCCCCAGGAAUCAUAUGACCGGGGCCGCUUAGGCAGGAAUGAGAAGUCAUGCUGUCUACAAUGGAACGGCCAGAACUAUGUUGCGUGGUUUGGCGGAUUUGACUGUGUUAUACAGCAGCCAUUUUUUCAUACUAUUGGGGUGUACUUGGAGUAUUCAGAGAAGGUGCUGACAUUCUAUGGAGUCAAGGAUUCCAAGAUGACUUGUCUCCAGCAGUUCAAAGUGGCUCGCUUCAAAAAGGGGCAUUUUGACCCUUUCCAGAAUAAGAUCAACCACCAGUUUCCAGCACUGUUCACACAUAACCUCAAGCCAGCCUUUUUUCUCGAAAGCGUAGAUGCUCACAUGCAGCUCGGGCCUUUGAAGAAAGACUGUGUUUCAGUACUUAAGCGGCGAUAAUUUGGUCAAGGAUAAAUAAUUGGAGAAGUAGGAUGUUUGUGACAUCUCUGCUGGAGCACUGCAUCAUCUUUCUGAGUUAGUGUUGAUGAAUUAAUCAUACUUGUUGCUGCUCUUUUUACUUAUUUGAUAAGUAUCAACAUUUAAAGACGCACUUUUCAGCAAAAUGUUUUCUUCUCUUGGACAUAAUUAGGGAUCGUUUACAAAGGGCUUGAUCUAAAGCAAAAGACAUCUCCAUUUCAUCUAUAUGAACCAAUGGUAUCUCCAGAGACUGUGCUCUGUUUCAUAAGUAAUACAUGGAUCAAUAAUCAAUGGUACCAUGGAAACCCAUCUUCAUAAUAGCAGGCAGAAAAAAUACUACCACUGAUCAAAAAAAUGUAUGCUAAAGGCCAUCACUUGUUUUUAAAUGUCGCUAGAUGAAUACUGCUCUUCCACUGCAUUUGAAAAAAAACCAAUUGUGGAGAAAACAAUGGUGUCAGCUGUCAGCAGAGCAAAUGACAUAUAUGAACAAAUAUAUUCAGCUUUGGAUUACAAUAGCAAGAAAAACAAUAUGGGGCUGUGGGGAGCUUUAGUUGAUUCUUAGCUUAAAUCUAAAUUUUAGUUUAAAUAUUAGAAAUAUAACUUUGAGAUUAAAUGAAGCAUCUAUGGCUGUGUGUCAGCCCCGCUAGGUAGACCAGUUCAGGAAAUGAUCCACAAAGGAAGAAUACAAUUUUUACUGAGAUCGGCUAUAAUAAUUGAGUCUUGCAAGUCUGAUUGUAAUAUACCACCACCUCCUUGUAGUGCAGUGAAUUAGGGUGCCAUCUGCCUGAGCUGCUUCCAAAUGUUAUCUCGUUUUGGAUUUUAAAAUGUUCCUGUUACUUUUGUCUAGGUAAUGAUUCCUGUAUGUUUCCAUCACAGUCACAUUGCAUUCUCUGUACUUUAAUGCUAUAUGUGCCUGUUUAUUAACAUUGGGUUAAAAAGUGUACAAAGUAAACUGAGUUGCAGAUCUGAAUGUGAGGUACUCAAGAGAUGAGUAUCUGCACAAGAAGAGCAGAAUGUUUAAGACUGGGUUGCAAGUUUCCCUUUCCUUACAGCAUCUUACAGGCACAGAAGUAUUAUAAAAAUGGAGAUUCAGUAGCUUUCUGCAAUCACUGGCUGGUUGAAUCUGAUGGAAGUUGAGGCUUAUUAGCCUCUGAAGGACCGCAGAUUCCUAUUUCUAUGAUAUAUUCUGCUUUUCUUAGCUGUAUUUUGAGUACAUAUCCAUUGAAGUACAAUGGAAAAAAGACUCAGAGAAUAGGGAUUGAACUUUCAUGUAUAACAAGGAUACGAAGUGUAUAAAAUCCAUUCUUUUCAAAUAUACUAAGAGAACACUGUAAAACAUUUAUAAAUUUACCAUAAUUUAGUCAUGGUGGUAGAAGUGGUGAGGAAAUUCUAGCUGCUAUUGUUAAAAAAAAAAAAAAGAUUUCAACCUAUGAGGAGACCCAAGUUUUUCAUUAAACUUAGGCUAUUUUUAAAUUGUUUUGUGACUUUUUUUAGAUUGUUUUGUUUAGAACAGGAUUGACAGCUGAGUUCAAAUAAACCAUCCAUUGAAUUCUUUCUAGAAGAUAAUAUGCUAUGAGCAUUCAUAAUGUAAAUUAGAAUUGAAUGAGGAGAAAAAUUAGAGACAGGUUUUUUUGCAAUCACAGGAAGAUUUUGUUCUUUGAAACGUUAAUCUAAUGCUAGCCCACUUCAUUAAUUCUGUGAUCUCAGGAUUACAUUGAUACAAGAGAGUUUUGCAGUAUUAAUGAGUAAAUUAUUUGCCUUCAAAACGUAUUUUGUUACAUUAUAUCCUGUAUCCAAACUGAAAGUAUAGUAAAUUUGAUUAAUCAUGAAAUUAAUUUAAUAAGAGCACUUUUCUUUGCUGCUGGGCCUCACUGAAAUGUUCCUGCCUUUCAUUAAAAAAAUGUGGGGUCCUUAUA
Messenger RNA from Pantherophis guttatus, 3903 nucleotides. Lineage: Eukaryota; Metazoa; Chordata; Lepidosauria; Squamata; Colubridae. The record is from RefSeq and is a predicted model, not a curated record.